This is a messenger RNA of Rhipicephalus sanguineus (brown dog tick), 3253 nucleotides long. RefSeq lists its product as uncharacterized. NCBI's taxonomy places the organism in Eukaryota, Metazoa, Arthropoda, Arachnida, Ixodida, Ixodidae. The coding region runs from base 141 to 2051 and encodes 636 amino acids. The record is from RefSeq and is a predicted model, not a curated record. The transcript has 5 exons.
CGGACAAUGUGACGUUACGUUGGCCGGUGAUGUGAACGAAAUCUAUGGCGGAAAAUUAAAGUCUCCACGCUUGGAGUCGAAGUACUCGUCGCGGCAAAUGAAUCUGCCCUAGGCAGCGGCGGAAAAGUGGGCGAAUCAUAAUGCCGGCUUCGUGCUGCGCGGCCGGUUGCUUCAACAGCGUGCUCCGUGGCAAGCGGCUGUUCCGCAUCCCCUUGAGCGAGAAAGACACCGCCCGGCGCCAAGUGUGGCUGGCGAUUAUCAACCGAGAUGGAUUCGUGCCGACGGCGGGCUCACGGCUGUGCGAGGAUCAUUUCGAACCGGACCAGUUUGAGCAGCACAGAGCAGACGGGCGCAAGCUGCUCAAAUGCAAUGCCGUACCGACCAUCCCCGGUUCAGGAACAUUGGCAGGUCAGAAGAAUCGGAAGAAAAGAAGACGUCGGAACAGGCAGGCACCAAGUGCAACCAACAAGGGGUGCUCCCUAUCGGGCUCUGUGGAUGAGGACGAUGAUGAAGACGAGGAGGAAGCGGAACGCCUCUCUGAAUCCGAGGCAGCAGAGGCUGUCGACGCAGCGAAACCAGCCGAGAGAAGCAGCUCCUCCUUUCAGGCCGAUGCGCUGACAUGCAAGGCCCUGCAGAUUCGUUUUGCAGCUGGCCAGCGAGGCUACGCAGUCGUGCGCGAGAUGUGCCUGGGAUUUCCUACCGAACUGCAGCUGCGGCACUGCGUUGAGGCACUGCCUUUUGGACCCGGGGUGUUAGACGGUCUGCUGCCUGCGCUAGAGCACAAAAUAUCCACCAUGCGACCAGAGGACAGGCACGUCACCCUCUCACUGGACAGGGUGGCAGUUCCACCAGGUGCUGACCCGACCCUGGGUGGGACGGGCGGUCAGUCGUCUGAGAAUGCACUCGUUUUCACCGUGGCAGGGCUGGCUUCAUGCUGGAAGCAGACUUUGGGAUAUCACCUGCUUCCCGAGUCGGCCUCCUUCACCUCCACAGCGCUUUGCAGUGCGUUGAAAGACACCCUCUUCCAAGUGAUCGAAAAGUGUGAAACCCUCGGCCUGACUGUCGAUGCCCUCGUGACGGACCUGAGCGCCUGCAGCCUCUCCCUGUGGAAGCUGUGUGGUGUCUCCACCCGCCCCCUGAGACAACCCGCAUUCUCGACGCGUCACCCGUGCGCCACGGAGCAGUCCGACGACCGGCGACUGAUGGUCCUCGCCGACGUAACGUAUGUCACGAAGAGCAUCGUAGAUGCUUUCAUUGAGAAUGAGACCUUGCUUCUUCCUAGGGAUGUGGUUGAGAAGCACGGUCUUCCCACAGAUAGAGUGUGUUUCGGCCACAUUAGGUCACUCCUCACGAAAAACAAUUCCGACAAUUUAGGAUUUGUGCGUGCCGUUGAAUUAGAUUGCCUAAGCCCCGAGUACACGCGAAAAGACUCGAGCGUAUCUGAUGCGGUCUUGAACCGGGGCACAGUGACGGGGUUGCGUUGCCUGCGUGCGGUCGAGCUUCUUCCGAAGGAAGCGGAGACGACUGCUUGGUUCGUCGAGCAGAUCGGCCGCUGGCGCUCUGCGAUGGCGUCUGUGGCACCGGACACGAAACGUGAACAGCGCAAGGAUGUGACAGCGUUCCUCCGCGAAUUCAAGGACACGUUCACACGCAUAUCGCUUGCUUCCCAUAUGCAGGAGGAGGGAGAAUUGAGGAUGGCUAAAGUCGGAUUGGGCGUUUCGACAGCAGCGGCAUUAAGCUUGCACGAGAUUUUGUUGGUUGAGAGGAAGUUUAACUGCGUGCUCCUUGGCAGAGGAACAUCUGCCCCACUGCUGAAACUACUCGAGACCAUUUGUCCAACUGUUGGUGGGCUCAGCCACGUGGACUUUCGGUCGUCGCUGCACACGGUUUGUCUCGCGCAGCUCUUCCUACUCGUCCGAAAUGGAGGAACUGCGUCGGAUGAGAUUGCCGACGUGGUGGAAUUCUCAAGUGUGAAACUGGGCGAGAAGAGCAAGGAAAGCCAUAUUGUUAUGGACAGUGGGGAGGACCCAGAAAGUGCUGAUGAAAGCUGACGCGUUUUGGUGGUGCAACUUAACCGCCUUGUUGUACAGAUAGACCUCGUUAUCUGAUGGUGACAAAGCUGACGGGAUCGCCAAAGUUACUUCAUUAUGUCAAUUAUUUUGUUACACCCAUUAUUGCCUCUUACUGCAAUAUGUGCCAAUAAGGUGUCGAACUUUAAUUGCGCAAAGAAGACGACACUGUUGCGGUCGGCGUUAGUGGUAUGGAUCUACGUAGUGCAGCACUGAUAUUUUAUGAAUGCAACAACAAAAAAAGGGGAACUAUGCCAGUAGCAUCGCUUGACUUCGCGCAUGGCAUGAGAGCCUUUAUGAUAGCUGCGUUCUGUUCCAGUACAAUGUUCUUUUUCUUCUUGUUUGGCUCGUCCACAUUGCCGUGAUACCGUUGAAAUGCCAACGCUGUCGACCCCAGGCAAAAGUGAAGAAAAUGUCUUGUGUCAACGGGCAACAAGCGGUGCACAACCCAGCGUGCCGCUGGUCUAGGCUGCUGCAGUCGAAUAUUGAUACAACGAAUCUCUACAGAGGCCGCCAAAAAUUCUCAUUGAUUUAAAAAGUCUUUAUAGUGCAUAAAUUGAAAAUUUGCCCUGAAAAUCAUAAAUGCAACAAAUGGAGAUGCCUACCUUUGCUGGGUACACCUCUGCAAAUGUGUUAUUCUCUGGCACGUGCAAAAAAAAGAAAAAACAAGGAAGUAGUAUUCUGCAAUGACUGCAUAUUUAUUUAAAGAAGUCCGUGAUCUUUGCCUGGUGGGUGCAGCCGAACUGCUGCAAUAUGAACUUUUUGAAGUUGUUCGCAUUCUUGUGCACUGCUGUGGUGUCACUGCUACGCCUGCCAAUGAAGUGCACAUCUUUCUUAUGCACUCCAAAAUAUCGGUGUUAGAUACCUAUUCCUUGCGUUGGUUUGCGCAUGCUGUUUCAGCAUCGACCUUGUUCUCAGUGUCCUUUAUUUUAUUUAUUUAUUUAUUUAUUUCACAUAACCUCAAGCGCAAAGGUAUUACAGAGUGGUGUGGAGUACGUAACACAAUAACAAGGAUUACUAUAAAGUUAUAUACCGUAUAAACCGGAAUACUAUAAGUCGAGAUAUUUUCUUUAAAGGGCCCCUAAACCACCUCAGAUUUUUUCAAACAUUUCAAGUAAACACAUGCAUCGUGUGCAGAAUGCCGUCACGAUCAACGAUACCACACGUGGCAGCGCUACAAGCCG